Molecule: messenger RNA, 1426 nt
Organism: Chelmon rostratus (copperband butterflyfish)
Lineage: Eukaryota; Metazoa; Chordata; Actinopteri; Chaetodontiformes; Chaetodontidae
Gene: bcas2
Product: BCAS2 pre-mRNA processing factor
Exons: 7
Coding region: 72-749 (225 amino acids)
Biological process (GO): mRNA processing
Cellular component (GO): catalytic step 2 spliceosome; precatalytic spliceosome; Prp19 complex
Source: RefSeq, a predicted model, not a curated record
AGUGGGGUUGUGUUUUAGCUCAGAGAGACACAAGUAAUUCAAACAAACUCAACAACAUAGACUGAUUUAAAAUGGCCGGAACGGCUUCAGUAGCUGGUGAAGUGUUCGUCGAUGCUUUGCCAUAUUUUGACCAAGGAUACGAUGCAGCAGGUGUCAGGGAAGCGGCCGCGGCGUUGGUGGAGGAGGAGACCAGAAGAUACCGCCCCACCAAGAACUACCUGAGCUACUUGCCCACACCUGACUUCUCUGCUUUUGAGACAGAAAUUAUGAGGAAUGAAUUUGAGCGGCUGGCAGCUCGUCAGCCCAUGGAUCUCCUGAGCAUGAAGAGAUAUGAGCUGCCAGCGCCUUCAUCAGGACAGAAGAAUGACAUAACAGCGUGGCAGGAGUGUGUGAACAACUCCAUGGCCCAGCUGGAGCACCAGGCAGUCCGCAUUGAGAACCUGGAGCUCAUGUCACAGUAUGGAACCAACGCUUGGAAAGUCUACAACGAUAACUUGGCCUUCAUGAUCGAGAUGGCUCAAAAGGAACUUCAGAAAUUCAGGAAGCAAAUUCAGGAUUUAAACUGGCAGCGUAAGAAUGAUCAGUUGGCAGGAGGAGCCAAACUGCGAGAGCUGGAGUCAAACUGGGUGUCUCUGGUCAGUAAGAACUAUGAGAUCGAGCGGGCCAUCGUCCAGCUGGAGAACGAAGUAACUCAGCUCAGACAACAGCAGGGGGACGAGAACAAGGAGAACAUCCGACAGGACUUCUAGAGGAGCAGCUUUCACCCUCAUAGCACUGAACUACAGACCUCCCUCAGUCAGACAGCUUUCAUCUUGUUUGAAUGGACUAAGAGGCAACACGAGGAGGGAAAGUUACCUGUAUGGAGGUUUAAUGUGAAACUGCGUUUGUUCAACUGCACCAUCAAUAACUCUGACAUUGAGAAAGAAACAUCAGCGACAACACGCCUCUUUUUCUGCUGUAAAAACAGUGGUGGAAUACAGUAUAAAGCAGCUUUUUGACUUUUUAAAAGCAAGAAUAUGUCCGGUUUGCAACAAUACAGAACACAUUCACCUUCUUCCAAAUGGAGAGUUCAAUUCAUAAGCAAUAAAACACAUGUCUACAGCCUUUCUUGGCGUGGUAUGACCAACAGGUAUGACCAACAGUCAAGCCACUGGAGUCAGUCUGCUGGCUUUAAGAUUAUUUUCUCCUGUUGCUACUGUUAUACUAGCACUAGUAUCCAAUAUCAUUCAGCAAAGUGGCGUGGUCUUGCUUUAAAAUGUAAUUUAUACCAGCAUGUGUGUUUUGGUCUUUGAGGCUAUCUACCAAGACAGGACUGUGUGUAGAAUUAAGUGUACAUAGUUUGUCAAGUCCAACAGAUGUCUCUGUGAGUCCCGCCUUGACUUCCAGUCAUGCAAUUUUUUAUGCUGUUUUAAUAAAUUGAACAUUU